This is a messenger RNA of Metschnikowia bicuspidata var. bicuspidata NRRL YB-4993, 390 nucleotides long. RefSeq names its product RNA methylation protein. The record is from RefSeq and is a predicted model, not a curated record. Gene Ontology annotation, molecular function: protein heterodimerization activity. Lineage: Eukaryota; Fungi; Ascomycota; Pichiomycetes; Serinales; Metschnikowiaceae. Bases 1 to 390 code for a protein of 129 amino acids. Gene Ontology annotation, biological process: peptidyl-glutamine methylation; tRNA methylation; rRNA (guanine-N7)-methylation. The transcript has a single exon.
AUGAAAUUCCUAACUUCUAACUUUGUCAAGUGCGCCAUUAAAACAUGUGACUCGUCCACGGAGUCUUUCCCACUACAAUUUUCGGACUGCCAGCUCGUGCAGGAGGAGCUGGACUACAAUCCAGACUUUAUUGUGCAUAUGUUGGACAGAUUGGACUGGGAUGCCGUCUUGAAAGUAGCUGCUGAUUUGGGAAACAACUCACUUCCCCCAUUCAAGCCCGAAAAUUUGGACCCAAUCAUGGAGGACGACCAGGCCGUCUUGAAGGAUUUGCAUACUUUGCUUGUGGAGACCCAGAUCGUGGAGGGAAAAAUGACGUGCCGUAACUGUGAGCACAUCUACUUCAUAAAAAACUCCAUUCCAAACUUUUUGUUGCCCCCACACUUGUGUUAA